Molecule: messenger RNA, 168 nt
Organism: Arabidopsis thaliana (thale cress)
Lineage: Eukaryota; Viridiplantae; Streptophyta; Magnoliopsida; Brassicales; Brassicaceae
Exons: 1
Coding region: 1-168 (55 amino acids)
Source: RefSeq, marked reviewed
AUGAACUUCAUUAUGUGUAAGAAUCCAGAAGCUGAGAACCCUGAAGUUUCUCUGGACACAACCCGGAAGAUUAGUGGAAAGUGGAGGGCGUGGAUGAACAACUCUUUGGCCUUAAUGCUUCCAUUACUCAAACAAAUUUCCCAUGGACAAUCAGCAACAAUCGACUAA